Molecule: messenger RNA, 1839 nt
Organism: Poecilia reticulata (guppy)
Lineage: Eukaryota; Metazoa; Chordata; Actinopteri; Cyprinodontiformes; Poeciliidae
Source: RefSeq, a predicted model, not a curated record
AUGAUUGAGUGUGAAGGUUUUAAGUCUCCAAGGGCUUUUAUGUCCUGUGGUCAUGUUGUGACACCAAUGUCUCUCACCAAAUGGUGUCAACAUUUGUUGGCAGAGGGUCAGAGCAGAUUUUUUUGUGGCCAGACUAAUUGUGAUGCUGAAUGGUCAUAUACUGAGGUCCGCAAAAUGGCUCUUCUGACUACUAAAGAAAAAAAAUACUUUGAAAAAACCCUGGCUCUCAAUGCUGCAAGGAAUUUGUUUGGCACCAAACCAUGUCCUGGAUGCAAAUGCUCUGUGAUUAGGAAGGAUGUGUCCAAUCUGAGUGUCAAUUGCCGAAUUUGCACAGCUAAGAAAGGUUACAUCUAUGAAUUCUGCUGGCAGUGUAUGAAAGUAUGGAAAGGUCCACAGCCACGCUCCGACCGUUGUGGAAAUGAUGGUUGCAGCAACAGCUCGAUAGAUACACUGUUAACCUGUGGUUAUGCCAAGUUUGACGUUGUGAAGGGAGUAACUGAUUGUCCAUCCAUCAGGGCUUGCCCUACUUGUGGCACUCUGGUGGAGCACACUGGGAAACAAUUCAGUAAAUACUAUGGCUUGAUAAACCAAGGAGCGACAUGUUACCUGAACAGCGUGUUGCAGGUGCUGUUUAUGACAGAAGGAUUCAGAGAGGCUGUGAGGUCUUCAAAGAGCAGCUGGAAAAAUACAUUUACAAAUGGUAUUGAUCGUAAACUCUGCAACUUAUUUAAUGCAUUAACCAAGGAAACAGCAGAAACCAGAGAAGUUAUCAAGAAGUUGCGUAUCAAAAAUGUUCAUGAACAACAUGAUGCUGCUGAGUACUUUGAGAGGAUUUUAACAAAGACCAAUGAUGAGGCUAAGCAGAUAUUUAAAGGAGAGCUAACAUACAGGACAGUUUGUCAAUGCAAAAGURAAACAGACAAAAUCGUCUCAUUUUGGAAUCUUCCUCUUCCACUGACGGACAGUCAUGACAAAACUUAUACUGUAGUGGACGGAAUUCAGGAAUUUUUUAAAAAUUCAGAAUUCACUGGUGAAAACCAACUUUACUGUGAAAGUUGUGGGAACAAAUGUGAUGCUACUAUUCAAUGCAAAGUAAAACAUCAUCCAGAGGUUGUGAUGUUGCUGCUGAAGAGGUUUGAAUUCAACUACCAUCACAUGAAAUACAUGAAAAAGUGCCUUCCUGUGGAUGUUUCAUUGACUAUCACUCUACCUGAGAAACAGAGAUAUGAACUGUAUGCRUUGGUGGAACACAUGGGGACUCUGAAGAGCGGAAAUUACAUGGCAACAAUCAAGCCCCAGAAUGAAGACACAUGGUAUGAGUUCAAUGACUCUACUGUUACAAGGCUUGAAAAUGAGGAAGUAAAAAAAGRCAAGCUUCAGAAAUCCGACUGUGUCUAUCUUCUGUUUUACAGGAAAUCAAACACUGGUACACAAAGUGAAGGAGAAAUGUCUGUCCUGCUAACUCCACMAUCCCACGAACAUAACAUCACAGGAUCACGUCAUAACCGUGUGAGGCGGAAAGAAAUAAAUGAACCCAAUAAAAGACCAUCAUGUUUCCAAGCCUUCUCAUCUCCAGAUGCUUCAGAUUUGCCAAAUGAAGACAGAAGAAUUGCUUGCAGAAACACAAAUGAUUCAAGUACCAGACCACAAAAGCAAUGUGAGAGUAAGGACAAAUCAGGGAGUUUCAAGAGGGUGGAGUUCCAGCUGAUGGUAGUGUGGUGGGAUGAUGUUCCACCCUCCCCCACUCUGUGCACCGGGUGUAGCGAGAGGCGCACCGUUGAUUGGUGGGCGGGGCAGAUGCCUUUAAAGUUGGGCUGGCCGAUGCAAGGGCCCGGGUAG